AUUGGAUGGUGUGGCGGAGAAAUGUGCUGUGUACAGUAAUCACCUCCCACCCGAGUAGAGCUGGUUCAGCAGGAUCGUUAGAACUAGUAAUCAGGUGAGCGAGGUUGUGUUGUAGAGGAAUUGAGGCAAAGGUCUGUGCACAUUGGACUUGUGUGGGAGAACUGACAGAGGAGCUACAAGCCGGCUGACACUACAGACAAUUAGUCCAUGUGCACACAUAUCAGGAGGGCGCACCACCACAGUAUGUCUUCCCUGUCACAGCUGAAAGAACUCUUCCGUAAGGCAGAUGCAGUCUGCUUUGAUGUGGAUAGCACCGUUAUUAAGGAAGAGGGCAUAGAUGAGUUGGCAAAGUUCUGUGGUGUGGGAGAUGCAGUGGCAGAGAUGACUCGCAAAGCAAUGGGAGGAUCACUUACAUUUAAAGCUGCUUUAACGGAAAGACUUGCAUUAAUUCGUCCAUCAAGGGAACAAGUGCAAGCUUUGAUAACCGAACAUCCUCCAAGUCUGACUGAGGGAAUAAAGAAUCUGAUUCACCGCCUGCAGCAAAGAAAUGUACAGGUCUUCCUGAUAUCAGGAGGAUUUCAGAGCAUUGUGGAGCAUGUAGCUGCAGAGGUGGAAAUCCCUCUGAGUAAUGUUUAUGCCAAUAGACUCAAGUUCUACUUCAAUGGUGACUAUGCUGGGUUUGAUGAAACACAGCUUACUGCAGAAUCUGGUGGUAAAGGAAAAGUAAUUGGCCUUCUCAAGGAAAAGUAUGGUUUUUAUAAUGUCGUUAUGAUUGGAGAUGGUGCUACAGAUAUGGAAGCAUGUCCCCCUGCUGAUGGUUUCAUUGGAUUUGGAGGCAAUGUGAUCAGGCAACAAGUCAAGGAAAAGGCCAAGUGGUACAUUACAGACUUUGAAGAGCUUCUCAGGGAACUGGACAGUGACAGUAUUAAAAUGAAUCAUAAUGAUAUAAUUUACUAAUGUCCAGUAGCCUAUCACAGUUUUCUAUUAUGUAGCAAGAAAGCCAUUCAUCGCACAGUCUUUUGUACAUUAAGCACCUGUAAACAUUUUAUAGUGUUUUACCUUUUUAUCCAAUCAAAAUUAAUUGAGUUUUAGUUAUUUUUUAAUUACUAACUUUUACUUGAAUAACUAACAACAGCAACUGAUAAUAGGUAUGUUUUUUGCUCUUGUGUUUGUCUUGUUUUCCAGAGCAGAUGUAUUGUUUGUCUUAGACAUGUGGUGUCACAGUUUACAUGUCAGAAUUCUACGGUUUAUUCUUAAUAUUUCCACUCCACCAUAUUUCUUCAUACAGAAAUGUAGUUGCAGCCAUUUUACUCAUGCAUAGUAAAAAUGCACACAGGUACUGCAACAUUUUUG
Rana temporaria (common frog) is the source of this 1353-nucleotide messenger RNA. RefSeq names its product phosphoserine phosphatase (gene PSPH). Gene Ontology annotation, biological process: L-serine biosynthetic process; dephosphorylation. NCBI's taxonomy places the organism in Eukaryota, Metazoa, Chordata, Amphibia, Anura, Ranidae. The coding region runs from base 208 to 957 and encodes 249 amino acids. Gene Ontology annotation, molecular function: L-phosphoserine phosphatase activity; magnesium ion binding. The record is from RefSeq and is a predicted model, not a curated record. Gene Ontology annotation, cellular component: cytoplasm. The transcript is spliced from 7 exons.